AGAAAUAUUUGCCAAUUACCAAAAAUUUUGAUUUUGCCCAAGUUUGCUGAUUCUCAAAAUUUUUAGAUUAUCGGACACUCCUUAUCCACUAGGAAUUUGAACACUGUUGCCCAAGUUUUGUCCGAAAGUAUUAACCUAGUUGGAUUAGCUUGGCCAAGUUAAGAGAAAUUUGAUUCAGGCCGCGUUCACUAAGAUUUUAUCCAAACCCUGUUAAUCUCUUGUCCGAGUUCAAAACGAUACGAAGGAAAAAUACAAAAUUCCUGCUUUAACUUUUUCUGAACCUAGUUAAAAAUUUCGGACCAAACUUUGACAAGAACCUGGCACCGACAAAACUUUGUCUUGUUUUCUCCAUACCUCAACUCCCCGUUAAUCUGAAUUUUUUCAGAACAAUUUUCACCUCAAUGCAAUCAACAAAAUGAUGCGGCGUAGCUCCAUUCUGUUCUACCUAGCAGUUCUCUCCGAAUCCACGUGGAGCUCAUUUCCCGGUGGAAACUGCAUCGAGCCGUGCAUAGCCGAGAUGCAGCAGUCACUCGAAGCAACUCCACUGCUGCAGAGCGAACAACUUGGCCAAUUGAGCCUGAGCUCCCUGGUAUCAACCUCGUCUAACAAGGAGCUGACCGAAAGGAGUUUUUACGAUAUUUGCCAAGCCUACACACGUGUCGAUUUGUGUCUUCACUCAUGCGAAAAGGUGUCGCAACACUCGGCCAGCAUUCGGAAAACCUAUGCGGGCAUACGAUUCAUCUGUGUGGAGCAUCGAGACGAAUUCUUCCGAUCUCUUCCAUGCCUUGCCGAACACGAAAAGAUUGCCCUCCAACAGUGCCGACCUCAGAUCAAUGAUUCUCUAGCCGCAAGCAAUCGAUUUUCGGUCACAGUACUACGGAAGGAGCAUCACAACCUGAGAUCUCAUUUCGAGAUGCUCUGCAAAAAACUUGGCUCCAUGAUUGAAUGUGUGGAGCCCGUAACACGAGCAGGCUGUGGAGAUCAAGCGGCAAAGAUGAUGCUUCGAUUCAUCACUGUCGGAUUUUCGAGUUUCGAGCAGCUCUAUUCUCAACUGGGUAUCUCCGAUCAAUUGCCCGCGGCUUGCAAGUCGCUGCUCUCACUUCAAAAACGCACGGUGCUCCCCGAGCGUCGCCAUUAUGUCCUCCCGCAGGCUUCUUCGGAGUACAGUGUCUUCAGUUCCACGUCUUCGACUCCGCAUAUUCCAAUAAUACUUUUCUCGUAUCUCAUCCUUUUUUGAAAUCUCGCCUCAUGAUUUAUAAAUAAAACGGGUAAACUAAUUAUCAUGAAACUUAUAUUUUCAAC
This is a messenger RNA of Caenorhabditis elegans, 1302 nucleotides long. It is a transcript of the gene C50D2.6, whose product is annotated as CPG4 domain-containing protein. The coding region runs from base 419 to 1237 and encodes 272 amino acids. The transcript has 7 exons. The record is from RefSeq and is marked reviewed. Lineage: Eukaryota; Metazoa; Nematoda; Chromadorea; Rhabditida; Rhabditidae.